Dinoponera quadriceps is the source of this 1422-nucleotide messenger RNA. It is a transcript of the gene EMC4, whose product is annotated as ER membrane protein complex subunit 4. The coding region runs from base 189 to 722 and encodes 177 amino acids. The record is from RefSeq and is a predicted model, not a curated record. The transcript is spliced from 3 exons. Gene Ontology annotation, biological process: protein folding in endoplasmic reticulum. Lineage: Eukaryota; Metazoa; Arthropoda; Insecta; Hymenoptera; Formicidae. Gene Ontology annotation, cellular component: EMC complex.
UCGGGAGAGGAGGACGUUGCGACAAAUUCUCACGAGAUGGCCGCUCUCAAGCUUCUCUCUGCUCACAGUUUUGCCUUCUGCUUCGGUGAUUGCUGAACGUCACCGAUUGCACGCAUCAUCGCGCAACAUCCGUCAUUAUUAUUUAUCGUGGGAGACACGAAUACGAGUCAUUAGCGCGAAUUACACCGAUGACGAUGACAGCGAACUCCAAGCAGGGUUCCAAACGUUCGAAAUGGGCGUUGGACUUUGCCCACAAAACGAAACAAGACAAGAGCGUGGAGAUACCGUCUCCACCAGGAUACACGCCUACAGGUGUCUUUCAUAACGUGGAGUACAUGAGAGAAUCCGAUUCCAACCAUCUGAUAAUCAAAAAGUCCUGGGACUUGGCACUGGGCCCUCUGAAGCAAGUGCCUAUGAAUCUGUUUAUCAUGUACAUGGCCGGCAAUUCCAUCUCGAUCUUUCCUAUCAUGAUGGUCUGUAUGCUCAUCAUCAGGCCGGUCAAAGCGUUGUUCACACUGCAACAGACGUUCAAAGUGAUCGAGGGGACGCACGCGUUCGGACAGAAGUUCGUGUACUUCUUAGGACAAUUGGUCAAUAUCGCGUUAGCACUAUAUAAGUGUCAGUCGAUGGGCCUGCUGCCGACACACGCGUCCGAUUGGCUGGCGUUUGUGGAGCCGCAGGCGCGAGUGGAGUAUUCCGGCGGUGGUUUCAUGUAUAUUUGAUGCGUGUAGUCGGUCGGCCGACUUCAUAAGAGGAACAUCAUAACAAGUGCACAUAAUGUGCUCGGCGAGAGUGCGAUCGUGAGUCAUAUAGCUAAGUUACAAGCUGCGCGUGAAUAAGGACAUGCGUACCACUUAAACGUCGUUUAUUAAAAUAAACAUAUGGAAAAGCAAAUGUGUCUUUUUAUACAUGGUAUAUGACUACAUAUGUACAUUACACACAUCUUGUGCACCACGCAUGCACGUCACGCGCGCACACACACCUAUUUGCGCAAGUAUAACAAUAUCUUCUUGGAACCAGAAGUAUUGCGCAUCAGUAAUGGACACAUUCAUUCUGUUCCCUGUUUUUCUCUCUUCAGUUCACCGGAAGCAGUUUUGCAGAACAAAGAAAUCAUGGCUUCUUCUUGUGUUCUUCUAGAAAUUCAAGUACUCGUUGAUACAGUUUGGAUGGUUCAUCUACACGUGGCACCUACAAGUGAUAUAUAAUUAGUCCUGCGGAAAAUGAUGAUAAUACAUUUCACGUGAAGCUUUGUACGAUUUUUAUGAUAAUUUUUAAACAGUCUUAAUUGGGGGAACAGUGCAAAUGUUGUAGUCAGGUAAUUUGAAUGUUACACCAUUUGUACAAACUUAGUGUAACUACACGCACACACCUUGAUACAUAUUAAACAAGAGAUUUAUCGAAAUAAAGCGAAUAAAUUAGGAA